AUGCAUAAGAAGGACAUAAGUGAAUACUUCAAUUUUUUAAAUGUGUUGAAGAAGAAGCAAAAACUGAGGUACAAUUUGUACAAUUUCCUAUGCCAUUCGAACAAAGACAUUGGGAACGAAAUAUCAUGCUACAAAAAAUAUCUAAAGGAGAGGUACCUAAAUAAAAAUAAAAAAAAAGAUAAUAACAAAAUGAUGUAUAACUCUAUGUUUGGAGAAAAAACUACCAUCCAGGUGAACAUGAAAAAAGAUAUGAAUGAUAAGUGCAAGACGAAAAGUUCUAAGAAGUUGUCAAAAAAAGGGGAAGAGUAUAAAAUGGUUAGGGAGCAUAAUAAGAAAGAGGAGGCUCUCCAUCCAAUGACUUCAAUUAUCCUAAUAAACAAUAAAAAAAAUAACAAUUCAAAAGCCAUAAAUUUGUUGAGAGAUACGUAUAAAAAAAAUUUCAUUAAUUAUCACAUCAAAAUUAAUGUAGAAAAAUAUGAACACAUUUAUUUCCUCUUCCAAAUAACGGAAAUGUUGUCUCUUAUUUUUUUACCAUUCAUCAAUUCGCACUAUUACUUUUCCUAUGUAAAAGGAUAUAAACAUCCGGGCGAGGGUAAGUUCACUAUGAUUGAGAGAUUCAGGCAGGAAAAUAUACACCUCUUGUGUGAGCGCACUAGUGGUGAUGGCGCCAGUGCUUAUGAUGUCAGCGGAGAUAACGCAACGAUCGUAGAUACUGCUGAAUGGAGCUACAAAAGGAAUAGUGCAAAACAAAGUCGUAGAAACACGCAAAACAGAGUGGACAAGCGGAAGAAGUUGAUCAAAAAUAGCAAGCAGGAUAUAUCCACGAGCAUUUACAACCUCUUCAAAGUAAACAAAACCAAUUUGUUCAACUUUUCAAAUAAAGAAAAAAAAGAAAAAUCUUCCGAUUCUGAGGAAACCAGAAAUAGGAAAAUUCACUAUCGAAAAAAUACCCUAAGUAAUAUCAAAAAUGAAACGGCAUACAUACAGAAAUAUUCCCUGUUCAAUGAGAGGAGGGAAAAAUGGAAUGACGUGUUGUUCAGUAAAACGUACACUACCGAGCUGAAGAGAAGGAAAAGCAAGAAAUAUGGGCACCAUGUGGAUGAUGGCAACUACUACAUUGCGCUGUACAACUCGAAAGAAGUAGUAGAACAAAUCAGGAGAAGCAAAAAAAGGAUAACUUUCGAGGCAAAAAAUCUCAUUGAAAAUGUUUUCCUGUAUAAUGAAUAUUACCAAAUAGAUACUUACGAAUUAAAUAAAAAAUUUCAUAGUAAGGACAAAUAUUUCCUUAUAAAAAAAUAUGAACAAAUUGUGUCUCUCGCUUUUUACACCCGCUUUAAUUCCUACUUGAUAUUUUCCCUAUAUCAACGAAUAGCACUGCUGAAUUUUCUAUACUCUAAUUACCAUUUGGUCAUUUCAAUUCUGAGAUAUAUUAACCAUGUGCACUGUAAGCUGAUGAAUCAGCAUGCACGCAGCCAUUUAUUUCAUAUGAAGAAAUCUCCAGCAGUGUGUGAAAAGUCAGUUGGUACUUCUCCCCAAGGGGAUAAAGUACAUACGGAAUUCUCCGAAAGGGGGAAGAGUACCUUUUUCUCAGAUCAGCCCGAAAAAUAUGCCCCCUACGAUCACUCCUUCUUCUACAUGAAAGAUGAAGACAUUCAUUACGAUGAUUACAUAAUUAACACUUACAGCACGAACUACAUUAAUGAUAUGAAUGCCGCACAGGGUAGAAAUAAUUCCCCUUCGCUUUUAAUCAAGUUUUAUGACAAACUAGGGGAUAUAAAGUCCUUCCGAUUUUCCAUUUUCUUCGACAUAUUUUUUGAGCUCAAGAAUUCGUUAAGGUAUCUCUUCUUCUUUUUGAAAAAUGCACAUAAGUGUAAUGUCGUCUUGGAUUUGCGACUCAACAGGGGAAGGCGAGGCGCGUUACGGGGGACAGCUAACGAAGUGACGAGUGAAUCUGUCGAGGAAGACACUAACAUGGCGAAACUGCGGAGUGGUACACACAGGAGUAAGAAUAAACAUUCGAGUGAUAUCCCCAAGGUGGACUCCCAACGCAGAAGGGUAAAAAGUGAAGAAAAUUUACACUUCCAAAGUGGGAACAUCCCCCAGGGAACAAACAAAACAUUGGAUGAGUGCAAUCGGAAAUCUGGAGAGCCAUUUGACGAUGCGAGCCGUUUUUCACCUGAGGGUCAAAAUUAUCCAUCGGUAGAGAAUAGCACAAAUCGUGAUGGAAAGGACAACUCGCAUAAUGUUAAGCAAGAAAAUUGUUAUAUUGAAAAUGAUUCCCAUUCGAAUUGGCUUGAUAAAAUGGGGAAGGAGGCCAAAUGCGAGGCGAAGGGUGCAAACGAAGGGAACGCAUUAACCACCUCGGAGUGUGAAGAAUGGCCUAUGUUUGUCCCCAACAUGGACGUAAACAAACUGAGAAGUAGUAAACUUUUCUACAUUAUAGGCAUCUCUCUACUGAAGCAGCUGAACACCAACUACUACUAUGACAACAUGAAAGAAAUAAACCUCAUUUACGAAGACGAUUUGGUUGAAAAAAAAAUAAAUAUAAAUAAUUUGCUAAAAAAUGAUUAUUCGGAUGUACUAAACUUAAGUUACAAGUACAUGAUAAAAAGCAUCAACGUGGAUCCCAACCACCUGUUGAGUUAUUACUACCUUGGCGUUAUCUAUCUGUACAAGUUAAAAAUUACCAAGUGUAUUUAUAUAUGUAAAAAUUUUCUAUUACAAAACUGCCAUAAUGUGUAUGCCUUCCCAUUUUUUUUGCUAUAUAUAGUAGUUACCAGUUCGAGGUACAGCAAUAUGGAGGUACUUUCUACACAUGGGGAAAGGAAGUCCUCCAAGGGUGAUAAACAUAAGGGUUAUUCGAAGCAAACUCCAAAUGGAAAAAAUAGAGAUGAUGGUAGCAAACAUGGCGCACUCAUUAACGAUGCGAGCAUUUUACACAGCUACAAUGAACAGUACAAAGGGUUAAUUAACCAAUUAAGGAGAAAUGCCCCCAACUUUUAUAACGCUAUUACUAGUCCGAACAACCUGUUUGAUGUAGAUGAUGAGCAAAAGGCAGGUGCAGGAGGAAGCUAUAUGGAUGACUUUUGUAACUUUGGGAAUUUUAUAAGCUGCAACGAUUCAGCUAGUAAAAGGCCCGUUAACAGUGUGAAGGAAAACCCAAGUGAGGUCCCAUCCGAAAGAGAGUCUAAUGGGAAAAGUGACGACCCAAGUGGAAGCCAUGAUAAGAACAAAAUAGAACAUGAUGAGCGUGAGCACCCGUUUGAUCCUAAACUGGGGGAGGUACAUAUUUCUACUGCAAGAAACUUCGCAGAGGGGAAAAUCACGAAUGAUAAGAUGAGCACACACUGUACAGGAAGAAAAAGAAGUACCCCAUACUGUCUCGACAACGGUGAGGGAUUCCAAACCAAAUCACCUAACAACGAAUGUUUUUUAAUCCUCACGAAAGCUAUAAACUACUUCCCAAACAACUUUUUUUUUUACCUUUAUGUAUAUUACUUAAUUAAUUUCUUCGUAAUUUAUGAUAUUUUAUUUUGCUGGGAGAAAAAAACAGAAGACAAGAAGAAUAAAAAGAGGACCUUCCAAAGUUCCCAGGUGAAGCACCUGCUUCUGCAAAAAGCUUCACAAAAGUGUGACACCAAAUCAAGCCCAAGUGAAAUCCCUCGCCCUACGGAUCAUUUCAAUUUUUUACGUGAAGAAAAAAAGGGAGAUGCCCAUCUUAGCCAACUGUACGACGCAAUAUUCGACACGGACGAGAUGGACAAGGGCGAUAGUGACGAUAUUAAUUACACUGAUGAAACUGCCAGAAAUAGCGAUUCCUGGGGAGUUCCCAAAUCGACUCGGUUUUUUCCCAACGUCCCAUUUAAUCUUAAUAAGUGCACCAACUUAGCCAAGGGGAAGGACGAAGGGAAUCGACUUUUAACCAAUAGCAUUAAAGAAGAAAUUGACAGAAUUCAGAUUUCGCUAAAGAUUUUGCAAAAGAAAAGCAAUGCGAUGAGGGUUGAGUCCAGAAGGGGGGGUAGAGCUAACAAGGUUGCUACUUCGGGAGGGUGUGCAACUUCGACUGUGGCGAAGAAUGGUUCGGGUGACGGGUCACACACUGUCGCAACACAUGGUGGCAGCGCUGCUGAUGAUGAAAAGUGGGGAGAAUCUUGCCACGCCGAUAGCGCACACCCCGCGGGGAAGAACCAACAGGGGGAUGCAAAUGUCAGCGAUAAGUAUAAGGAAGGUAAAGGCGUAAACAUGGAAGAGAGAAACACAAGUUUCAUGGAACCCCCAUCCGUAUAUGAUACCUGCCCAAACGAACUAAAAAGCAACAUAAAAAGAAGCGAGUACAUUGACAUGAGCAAAGUGAAUCUGUUACCCUGCGUUAUGCCCAUACUGUUAGUAUUGUACAAAUACAUCCAUAAGAAAAUGCAGGAAAAGAAAAAUUCUGACAUGUAUGUAUAUUUUUGCUUGAACAAAAUUAUGUCUUAUGUUGAUGUGGGUAAGAUUAUGUGCGAAUUGCAUGCAAAGAGUGACAGCGGCUACCAUCCAAAUGGUGGGAUCAACAACUGCAACUGUUUCUUUAGCUACGAGAAGGGUAGCAACAAAUUAUACAGCAAGAAUUACUACUUUUCGGAGAGAAACAGAUACGGCAUGGUUAGCGGAAGUGGUUUGCUUGGUGGAAGCUACAUGGUUAGUAGAAGCCAAAUGGGUGACAGAAGCUGUAACCAUUUUGGAACUCUCAACUCGCGGAGCAGCAUCAACAAUGUCAGAAAUACCACCCCUCUAGCUACUGACACAGCCAAGGGCAUGCGGAAAAUUAGCCUUAAAAAUGUCUACUUGGAAGCCAUCACCUGGAUCAGUAUGGGUGAAAUUCUGAUUUACCUAAGGGUAAAUGCCAAGCUCAUAAUUUACUUUCUCAACAUUAUAGACACGUACAUAAAAUUUUAUCUAAGUGUAAAUAAUGACAGUAACUAUUAUAGCUACGAAAAUACAAAUUUCUUUUACAAUUUGACGCACCAAUUUAUGUGCCUGAAAUGCUUGUACCUGUUUUAUCUCUAUGCCAAGUGUAAAAGGAGGAAAAAAUAUUCAGACAGUCUUCUCCUGAGCAGGAAAGGAAGCAGUGUAUGUCGCUUGCCACUAAUGGCAAUGUCCUCCUUUGGCGAAACGGUAAAAAAAAGGAAGGGAAACGGAAAGAGGAAAACAUCAUUGCCUUUUAAAAAAAAUUUAUAUACAAAAAUACUCUUUUUCGAAAACGAAUACGAAUUGCACAAUUCUAGAAUGAAGUUGUAUGACCACCCCAAAGUUAAAGUCGACAAUAAUCACAUCUACUUCAGUGAUCGAUUUGGUGAAAAUGAUUUUAAGUUGCCUUUUCACACAAGGGAUAAGAAAGAAUUGAGAUGGAAAUUCUGGCCUUUGAGGAGGAAGGCCGAAAAGGAGGGGAGCGCUGAUAAGGGAGAAAAAAAAGAAUCCCCCCAAAGGAAUGCACCAAAAGAGAACGCGAGCAAUGGCGCGAAAUGUUGUUCGACCAACAAAGCAGACGCAAAUAACAGAAUGAACAAAAUGAACAAAAUGAACAGAAAGAGCAUGAAUAAGAUUUACGCCGAUGAGGAGAAACUGUUCAACUCGUUUCGUGUGGACUAUGAGAGUGCCCAGAAAAGACAGAAAAAAUAUCGACUCGUAAAAAAUAUUAAAAUUUACGUAUCCCUAAUAAGUAAAAUUUAUUUCAACGAUAGAAAGGUUAACAUUUUAUAUGCUCGAUAUUAUUUUUUAAAAAAAAAGUACCUAAAAGUUAUCAGCAUUUUGUCUCUGCUGAAUGAGCACUACAAGAAAAGGGACUACUUCAUUAUGAAGAAGAAGAAAAGGUCACAUGAGGAUAGUGGCUCAGGGAAAAAUAGGAACAUCUCGGGUGAACAAAGUACUUUACCAAGUAGCUACCCCUUUCAUUUAAAUAACCAAACGGAUUUCGUCUACGAAUAUUUAAAUAUAUACAUGUAUUAUCAGUCCUUUGAGAAGUUACAAAAUUAUCGGAAGUCGAAUUAUUACAAGCAUAUUUUGAAAGUCAUUUUUUUAAGCUGCCCCAUCAUACCUUUUGGUUUGUUUCCGUUUAUAAAUUUGUGA
Messenger RNA from Plasmodium cynomolgi strain B, 6105 nucleotides. RefSeq lists its product as hypothetical. The transcript has 2 exons. The record is from RefSeq and is a predicted model, not a curated record. Lineage: Eukaryota; Apicomplexa; Aconoidasida; Haemosporida; Plasmodiidae. Bases 1 to 6105 code for a protein of 2034 amino acids.